AUUAUAUCCUUUUAAGAACUAAGCCUAUCAUUUUUCUUGAAAUAUUAUUUGGUCGAAAAUUAACACAAUGGCACCACAUGGAGAGCCAAUUACAACUUCCUACGUCCGAACAAAAAACCUUAGCAUGCCCCCUCGACUCUCAAACGAUAAUUUACAAAGGACAAUGUCCGAUAUCUCGUUCGAGUGGAUGAGCAAAGAGUCUAUCAUUGAUUCAAAUCUACCCCCAAUAUCUGAAGUUGAAAAUGCAAAAUGCGAGUGCUGUGGAAUGAGCGAAGAAUUCACACACGAAUACAUCGAUAAAGUUCGAAAAAAGUAUUCGGGGAAGUGGAUAUGUGGGCUGUGUUCUGAAGCAGUGAAAGAAGAAGCAGAAAAGAAUGGAGGAAAGAAUGAAGAAGCAUUGAGUAGUCACAUGAGUGCUUGUAGCAAGUUUAAUAAAUUUGGUAGGGCUUAUCCUGUUCUUUAUCAAGCUAAGGCUAUGAGGGAAAUGUUGAAGAGGAAUAACAGGGAUGGAAAGGGAAUUCUCAGAGCCAAAUCUAUUAGUCCAAGGGACAAAAUUAUCCCAAAGAAAGGUGGGAUUGCAAGAAGUACUAGCUGCAUUCCUGCCAUUACCAAAGAGAUGAAUGACCUUAAUUAACCUUGCUAAUAAUUAAUUAAUUGCCCUCUUUUGUAAUUAUGCAAUUAAUAACGUCUACUAGGAUUUCAUUUUUAUGUCUAAUAAGCUUUGGACUAAACCUUUGCGUCACUCUUAGAGGUUUUUUGGGGUUGGUCUUGGUUGUAAACCUUUUUUUCCUCACUUUAAUUAUUAGGGUUUUUAAGAUCACGUUUGUAACACAAGUGAGUGAUCAAAUUUUUAUUCUUCGUCUCAGGGGGUUUAAUAUUUGUCUGUGACCCCUUUGUCGUAUUUUAUUAUUAAGUCAAUACUACUAAUUGAAUCUUGUACUUUUA
This is a messenger RNA of Nicotiana tabacum (common tobacco), 945 nucleotides long. RefSeq lists its product as uncharacterized. The record is from RefSeq and is a predicted model, not a curated record. Lineage: Eukaryota; Viridiplantae; Streptophyta; Magnoliopsida; Solanales; Solanaceae.